AGAAAAGAUAUAUCCCACAGCCACUGGAGAAAAAGAAGAAAAUGUUAAAAAGAACAGAUAUAAGGACAUACUGCCAUUGCUGCGAAUUGAAUGCAGUGUCUGGCUCAUGCUAAGCUGGUGUGCUACCACUGAGCUACAUCCCCAGCCCUUUUUAAACUUUGAAACAGGGUCUUGUUAAAUUGCGUAGGCUGGCCUCACACUUGAGAUGCUCCUGCCUCAGCUUCCGGAGUAGCUGGAAUCGCAUACAGUUGAUCACAGCAGAGUUAAGUUGACUUUAAAGACUCCUUCUCAAGAUUCGGAUUAUAUCAAUGCAAAUUUUAUUAAGGGUGUCUAUGGGCCAAAAGCAUAUGUGGCAACCCAAGGACCUUUGGCAAAUACAGUAAUCGAUUUUUGGAGGAUGAUAUGGGAAUACAAUGUUGUGAUCAUUGUGAUGGCCUGCCGGGAGUUUGAGAUGGGCAGGAAAAAAUGUGAACGCUAUUGGCCUUUGUAUGGGGAAGACCCUAUAACGUUUGCGCCGUUUAAGAUUUCUUGUGAAGAUGAACAAGCAAGAACAGACUACUUCAUUAGGACACUGUUACUUGAAUUUCAAAAUGAAUCUCGUAGGUUGUAUCAGUUUCAUUAUGUGAACUGGCCAGACCAUGAUGUCCCGUCAUCAUUUGAUUCCAUCCUGGAUAUGAUAAGCUUAAUGAGGAAAUACCAAGAGCAUGAAGAUGUGCCGAUUUGUAUUCACUGCAGUGCAGGCUGUGGAAGAACAGGUGCCAUUUGUGCCAUCGAUUAUACCUGGAAUUUACUAAAAGCUGGGAAAAUACCAGAGGAAUUUAAUGUAUUUAAUUUAAUACAAGAAAUGAGAACACAGAGGCAUUCUGCAGUUCAAACAAAGGAGCAAUAUGAGCUUGUUCAUAGAGCUAUUGCACAGCUAUUUGAAAAACAGCUGCAGUUGUAUGAAAUUCAUGGAGCCCAGAAAAUUACUGAUGAAGGGAAUGAAAUUACCCCUGAAAAUAUGAUCAGCUCCGUAGAUACUGAAAAGCAAGAUUCUCCUCCUCCAAAACCCCCACGGACUCGCAGUUGUCUUGUGGAAGGAGACGCGAAGGAAGAAAUCCUUCAGCCUCCAGAGCCCCACCCAGUGCCGCCCAUCCUGACACCUUCUCCCCCGUCCGCAUUCCCCACGGUCACUACGGUGUGGCAGGACAACGACAGAUACCACCCGAAGCCAGUGUUGCACAUGGUUUCGUCGGAACAGCAUUCGACAGACCUCAACAGAAACUAUAAUAAAUCAGCAGACCUUCCCGGGAAAAACGAAUCACCAACUGAACAAAUAGAUAAAAAAUUGGAACGAAAUUUAAGUUUUGAAAUUAAGAAGGUCCCUCUCCAAGAGGGACCAAAAAGUUUUGAUGGGAACACACUCUUGAAUAGAGGACAUGCAUUUAAAAUAAAAUCUGCUUCAUCCUGUACAGCUGAUAAAGUGUCGAAGUCCCCCGAGGUAAGUGCUGGGGAUGUGAAAGCCGAUGACCUGUCCCUGAAUUCCUGUGCGGACUGCAGCACCCCCCAGCUCAGUGAAGAGCCCCGGCUGAGUGCAGACACCCCCCCGAGGCCCGACCGCCUGCCCCUCGACAGGAAGGGACACGCGGCGUGGUCAUUCCACAGACCUGAAAACGCCACCUCUGCCCCUGACGCCUCUGAAGACAGGUCCCCAGGUAGUCACUGUCUGGCCCCAAAAACUCUGAGCUCAAGCCCCAACCCCGCCACACCAGGCGAAGCCCGGGACCGCGACGAGGAGCCCACUGGUUCGCCAAUGUUCCAGGUCCCCCUGAGUUUCAUGAACCCUCUUCAUUCGGAUGACUCGGACUCAGAUGACAGGAACUCUGAUGGUGCUGGGACCAAGAACAAAACUAGCAUUUCAACAGCAAGUGCCACAGUGUCUGCUGCCACCAGUACUGAGAGCGUUUCCGCCAGGAAGGUGGUGCCCAUGUCCAUUGCUGGACACGACGUGGCGGGAGCGCUGUGUCCAGGUGCUGACAAAGAUGUUGAUGUUAGUGAAGACUCACCUCCUCCCCUACCUGAAAGAACUCCUGAAUCUUUUGUACUAGCAGGUGAACAUAAUGUACCUAUAGGAUCUGAAUGGAGUGAACUUCACAGUCAGAAAUGGUCUGAGCAAAAACAGUCUGAAGGCUUGAUAACCUCUGGAAGUGAAAAAUGUGAUCGUCCAGCAGCAGGAUCUCCACUGACUGUAAGUGACAAGAAAGAUCAGAUAACAGAAAGUCCAGCAGAAGCCACAGAUAUUGGUUUUGGUAAUCGCUGUGGAAAACCCAGAGGACCAAGAGACCCACCUUCAGAAUGGACAUGAUUCAGGGAGCUAAAUCAGUCAUACUGGAAAAUUCAAGUGCCAGUGAAUGCGAGAUUUACAGUAUUCCAUCUUUAAAAUGUGGAACUAACAGCAGUGUAGAUUGUUACCUUAAUCUUUUUUUUUCUGGGACCAUCUACCUGCCUUAUACUACAAUUAGGAAAAAGUAUUACAUAUGGUUUAUUUUGUAAUUUCAAGUAUUAUUGCCUUAAUAUCUCUUAACCCUGUUACACGCUGCUUGUAGACCUGUUAAUACAAUAAUACUUUUAUGAUAAAAUUGAGUUUAAGGACUACUCUUUUGCUGUUUUAUCAUGUAUGCAUUGUUUUGUAUAUGUACAGGGCAAGUAGGUAUAUAAUUUGAUAAAGUUGCAGUCAUAAAAUAAUAUUAACAGAAGAUGUAAGAAAUUUCUGCAUGAUCUAAAUUUUUGUGUACCUUAUUUGUAAAUUAUUUGCCCUGAAGUUUUAGAAAAUAGUUUCUGAAUUUUAAAAUUGCUGGAUUCAUCCAGCCAGCAUUGCAGGUUAUCAGAGAUCAAAGAUUGUAAUAAUAAUACAUUUUGUAAAUUGUAAGCAAAAAAAAAGCUAUUUUUAUAUUAUAUACCGUCUAAUUGUUCAUCCUAAUUGUUGUUGUUUUCAUCUAGUCAUGGAGAUUCAGUAAGUGCCUUGGAACAAUAUUGAAUUCUCUUAGGUCAUGUGUGUUACUUUAAUAUUUGAACUCAACUGGGAUUAGAAGACUAUCAGAAUAUGUGUAUGUUUCAGGAUAUUUGACCUGCCAUUAAAAAACAAAACAAUUUUACAGUGCCUACAUGUUGUCUUGGUUUU
Molecule: messenger RNA, 3160 nt
Organism: Fukomys damarensis (Damara mole-rat)
Lineage: Eukaryota; Metazoa; Chordata; Mammalia; Rodentia; Bathyergidae
Gene: Ptpn12
Product: protein tyrosine phosphatase non-receptor type 12
Exons: 18
Coding region: 398-2344 (648 amino acids)
Biological process (GO): peptidyl-tyrosine dephosphorylation
Cellular component (GO): cytoplasm; nucleus
Molecular function (GO): non-membrane spanning protein tyrosine phosphatase activity
Source: RefSeq, a predicted model, not a curated record